Toxorhynchites rutilus septentrionalis is the source of this 1665-nucleotide messenger RNA. RefSeq names its product medium-chain specific acyl-CoA dehydrogenase, mitochondrial (gene Mcad). Gene Ontology annotation, cellular component: mitochondrion. NCBI's taxonomy places the organism in Eukaryota, Metazoa, Arthropoda, Insecta, Diptera, Culicidae. The transcript has 4 exons. Bases 166 to 1434 code for a protein of 422 amino acids. Gene Ontology annotation, biological process: fatty acid beta-oxidation; medium-chain fatty acid catabolic process. Gene Ontology annotation, molecular function: medium-chain fatty acyl-CoA dehydrogenase activity; flavin adenine dinucleotide binding. The record is from RefSeq and is a predicted model, not a curated record.
GUGAAAUCGGUGUUCAUUGAUAAGUCUGCGCUCGGAGAGGCAGGGCCGUGUACGUUGCACUCCGCUGACGUUAAAUGUCAUUUUAAUAUAUAUUUUUUGUUCUUUCUGUAACUUUUGUAAUUUUGUUAUUCACUGUUGCCUUUUUUUUUGAAAACUAGUAUAAACAUGGCCGCUAUUUCCCAGUUAAUCAAAUCGGCCAUCCGUCCGGCAUGCCGUGCGUUAUCCUCGAAAGCAUCUCCUCAUGCUGCUGAGGGAGCAUCGUUGGGACCCACUUUUGCCCUGUCCGAUGAGCAGCGGGAAAUUGUUGACAUGACGAAGAAAUUUGUCCGUGAGGAGAUCAUUCCAGUAGCUGCCCACCACGAUAAGACCGGAGAGUACCCGUGGGCAAUUGUGAAGAAAGCAUGGGAGCUGGGUUUGAUGAACAAUCACAUUCCUGCUGAUAUUGGUGGCACGGACAUGUCAAUCGUUACCAGCUGUUUAAUUGCGGAGGAGUUGGCAUAUGGCUGUACCGGUAUCAUGACAGCUCUCGAGGGAAGCGGUCUUGGUCAAACUCCAGUAAUCCUGGCGGGCAACGCCGAGCAGAAGAAGAAGUAUCUGGGUCGUCUGCUGGAGGAGCCUCUGGUGGCAGCGUACUGUGUGACCGAACCUGGUGCGGGAUCAGACGUCAAUGGCGUCAAAACACGGGCCGAAAAGAAGGGAGACGAAUGGAUUCUGAACGGUCAGAAAAUGUGGAUCACCAACGGUGGCGUAGCCAACUGGUACUUCGUCCUGGCUCGCACCAAUCCCGACCCCAAGUGUCCGGCAUCGAAGGCCUUCACCGGUUUCAUCGUGGAGCGGGAAACUCCAGGAUUGACACCUGGUCGCAAGGAGCAGAACAUGGGACAACGUGCAUCUGACACGCGAGGCAUCACGUUCGAGGAUGUGCGCGUGCCAAAAGAGAAUGUACUGAUUGGAGAGGGUGCCGGUUUCAAAGUUGCCAUGGGAACGUUCGAUAAGACCCGUCCGCCAGUGGCAGCUGGGGCCGUUGGAUUGGCCCAACGAUGUCUCGAUGAGGCGCUAAAGUACGCGUUGGAACGCAAAACGUUCGGUGUGCCCAUCGCUGCCCAUCAGGCAAUAUCCUUCAUGCUAGCCGAUAUGGCCAUCGGUGUGGAAACCGCUCGUCUGAUUACGAUGAAGUCAGCCUGGGAAGUAGAUCAAGGACGAAGGAAUAGUUACUAUGCGGCGAUUGCCAAAUGCUAUGCCGCGGAUAUGGCUAACAGAGUGGCAUCCGAUGCCGUGCAGGUAUUCGGUGGUAACGGAUUCAACACCGAUUACCCGGUGGAGAAACUUAUGCGCGAUGCAAAGAUUUACCAGAUUUACGAGGGCACCUCGCAAAUUCAAAGAUUGAUCAUCUCGAGGAGUAUGAUCGACUCGGCAAAGGGUAAAUCUUUGUAAGAAAAAAGUGUAGAUGUGUUAUUAUUUCCUUCUGAUUCAUGUUUUGUGUUAAGACAUUAAUAUUUCUGGAAAACUCUGGGAGUGGAGGAAAGUCUAUCAUGCAGGGAAAAACAAUCAACAAAUCAAUCAACCAAUGUAUCAUUCAUAGCAAUGUAGCUUAUCCAUUGUUAUUGCAAUUGAGAAUUUCUUGAAGAGUUUCAAAUUUACAAAAAAAAUAUUGAAAACUAGUAA